CGAGGAAGUGUAAACCGCGAUGUUUUAAACAAUGUUGGUAGACUGGCUACCUUUUAGAGAAUAGAAAGACGCACUGAAGUCGCUAACUUCUGUUAGCUGUGUAGUUGUAACAUGGCGUGAAUAAUUUCAGUUUGCUAACUCGCUGGUUGAAAAACAGUCUGAAUAACUAUAAAAUGUAAUUAACUAUCAGCUGCGUAACGUGAUUGGGAACAGCAGUACAUUUACGACAGCUAACGUUAACUAAAGUAUUUGCUUAUCAGAUUCUGACACCAGCUAAGAUUUCUAGCUAACUGCAGUAAUCUUCUUUAGUUGUCUUUAAGUGGAUCGUAACCACCUGGAUACACCACGGUAUACAUUGUUAGACUAACUGAUUAGAUUACGGAGACACCUAACAUGCGACGUGUUAAGGACGGACGAGACGCUGUUGUCGUGUCUAAUUGCGUCUCCCGUGGUGUUGUAAACGGUUCCGAUGGGACGCUACUUCGGAGCCUAGAAGAGGAGUUCGAUACACUGGAUCAGUCUGUGGGUAGCAGGGACAAAUCACAGCAAAGUCAGAUUGGACAAGAAUCUGUGAAUAAAGUGGCAGCUUCUCAGCGUUUGAUCAGAUUGAGUAAACGUACUUCAAACAAGAAAUUCUGGAGCGAUGCGAAGCACUGGCCUGCAAGGAUAUUUUCAAUGCUUUGUUGCAUUGUCAUACUGUCUGUCAUCGCGUUUCUCUUGGCGCUCAUGUACCUUAUUAUAAGAGAUUUGCGCAGUGCGAGGGUAACCACGGAAGAUGGUUCAGAAAUAAAACUACUGGGGUUUUGGAGUUUGCUGGUCUUGUCCACCAUGGCUGGGGUCUCCUGCUGCAGCUUCUCCUGGAGUCUGACGUACUUUGACUCUUUUGAACCUGGCAUGUUUCCCCCAACACCGCUGUCUCCUGUGCGACUCAGAAGGAUGACGGGCCACUCCUUCCAUAUGGGCUACAGCAUGGCGAUCCUAAAUGGCAUUGUGGCGGCGCUCACGGUCCUGUGGUGCCUGUCGUGAGCACGGCCCAGAAUUCCUGCUCGUCUCUCCAGUGUCCUCGCUCCACUCUCCAGAGUUCUUCCCUCCAAAAUUCCCACUCCUCUCCUCUCUCCAGAGUUGUGUCUGACUUUCAACCCUUGCACUAAUCAGGCAAAACCCUUAAUUUAAACCUGAAUCACGUUUCUCAUUGUAGCGAAGGGCGACAGCAGUCACCCCACCUGGCCUCGAACCCGGGUCUACGGGGUACUAAACCAGCAGCUUGACCAGGCUUGUUGGUAUGGCAAUCAGAGCGCACACUCAGCCGUAGUGUCAGCACUACAUCACACUCUUCAUGCUUUUAACUCAAGCAAAAGUUUGGAAUAGUUUUGUCUGUUUUAUGUCUUGUGGGAAGUUUUGACUGCUUUGGC
This is a messenger RNA of Megalops cyprinoides (Indo-Pacific tarpon), 1412 nucleotides long. RefSeq names its product ADP-ribosylation factor-like 6 interacting protein 6 (gene arl6ip6). The transcript has 4 exons. NCBI's taxonomy places the organism in Eukaryota, Metazoa, Chordata, Actinopteri, Elopiformes, Megalopidae. Bases 394 to 1026 code for a protein of 210 amino acids. The record is from RefSeq and is a predicted model, not a curated record.